CUCCUACUUCUCUUCACUUCUUCCUCCUCCUCCAUCUUCUCAGACACUCUGUCUUUCUGCUUUAGUCACUCACACUCACAUCAAUCAGCAGAUAUGACGUUCCCCCGAGACUUCUUUGAGGAUCUCUCAGGCACCCUCCAAGGCGACUCUCUGGCUCUCUGGCGGGGUCACCACUCGGACUGGCCGGAGGAACGACGACGACCACGGCACGGCAUCCCUCAUCAGCACCAUCUAUCCUCCACCUCCCCCGACUUUCUCGGCGACGGACUCACGGAACCAACUCAGGGCACGGACUGGCCAGGCUUUGCAGGGUCACUGGCUCAAGGCACGCGGCAGCUUGGACUGGUACAGGCCUCUGCUUAUCUCUGGCACUCCCUCCAUCGUGACUGACGAGUCUAGGCCCUCGGCAUGCCCACCUCCCGGAAUAUGCGGCUUCCGACUUCUCACAGCGGCUCGGUCCCCAUGUCCCGCUCGACGAUGAGCGCCUCUGCUCGACUGGACGGCUGGCCAACACCCACCUUCAUCCAACACCCCGUCACCAUCGGCAACAGCAACAAGCGGCCCCGUCCUCGACAACUCGACACCGGCUUCACCGCAUCCUUCACCUACGGCUCGACGGCUCAACCUCCCCUCGGCGGAACCAUUAAUCACAACUCCGCGCUGUAUGAACAGAUGUAUUCACCAGCCGCGUUCAUCGAAAUGCUCAACAACGACUCCGAGCAUCAACCGCAAGUCACCGUAAACAAAAGAGCACGAGUCGCAGGGCCAUCGCCCUCCUCGCUCUUCCCCCACCCGUAUCACGUGUCGCCAAGUACAAGCAUGUCGAGUAAUCUGUCGCCGACGCCCUUGACGCUCUCAAGUGAGGCGAUGAGCCGACAGAGUAGUGCGACGAGUGCCAUGUUCGCCGACGCGUUUGAUAUGUUGCGGGUCGAUUCCACCCUGUCUGAUCCCCCUUUCUUUCCUCUUGAUGAAGCUGAAGAGCAAGCAUUUUGCCAAUCUUUCUUGUCAGAUGUCGCUUCUGAUGUGCUUGGUAAUAGCGAGGCUAUUACUGAUUACUGUCGUGAUGAAUAUGCUUUGACGAGUAGUCUUGGAUUUGGUGCAGUUGGUUCGCAACAGCUUUUCCUUGGUGAUGUUUUUCCUUCCGUUCAUGAUACCGAGGUGAUGCAUCACGAUCAUCGUCAGGAGGCGGCAACGACAUUCACCCAACAAAUGAGGCACAGCCCAUCCCAGCAAAGCAACGAUAGCAAUGUCAGUGGUUCCUCAGAAGACUACCAAGCAGCCACUCAUCUCAAAAGGCAAGUGGCAAACGGCAAGCGGCAAAUCGCCUCCAAGCACACAGCCAGAGGUCCAACAUCCGCCACUCGCACAACAGCCAAGUCUCCUCUCAGACCUCUCCAGCCAUUAGGCACAACGACGAAGCCCAACAACAAACAACCCAUCAGCAAGCAACCCUACAUCCGCCCCCAACACCCCCGCCUCCACUGCACCCUCUGCACCCAACACCUCGGCGGCUUCCGCGGCGAACACGAGCUCCGCCGCCACCACGACCGUGCACACACCCCGACGAAGAAAGUGUGGAUCUGCGUCGACCCGGGGGUGCAACAAACCUCGCCGCCAUCAAAAGCCGAACAAGGGGCAGGCCACCCCGCGCGACCCGUGCGCCCAUUGAACAUCUGUAAGCAGUGCAAGCAGGGGAAGCAGUAUAAUGUGUACUACAAUGCUGCGGCGCAUCUACGGCGGGCGCACUUCUUCCCGCGGAAAAGGGGACGCAAGGCGAGGGGGGAGGAGAGGGAGAGUCGGGCUGGAAAAGCUGGAGGGGAAGUGCCUUCCAUUGCUUGGUUGAAGAGUGCGGGGUUCUUGAGGGAGAUUGAGGUGCGUGCUGAUGGGGUGGGGUCGUAUGUUGAUGAUGAUGAAGAGGAGUUUGACGAGGCUGCGGUGGAUGCUUCUGGUGACGAGCCUUACUUGGGCGAUCACGGUACUUCAAAUGGAGGGAGCGAGGAAGAGCUUGCUGGGCACAUGAUGUCGUGGGCUAUGGAUGAUAUAUCUACGGCAUAUGGGGCAGACGCGGCAUUGGGCAUUUUGGACGACGACUGCGGCAUUUUUGGUGUACUCGACGACUUUGGAGUCCUGGGCGGGUCGGGCUUCUGCUGAGAGCUGGGCAUGCUGUAGUCGCACCUCAUGUAUCUAUUCACUGGGUAGCAAUGCCUUCACUCAUCAUCGGAUCUCUUCAUUCCCGGUUGUUUCUGGCGACGUGGUUUGGUGGGGUUGAUCUGUCGUCGUAUACACUUGAAACCUUAUUUUCGCAGGAAGGCGUGAUGGCUGACAGAGCAUUGCACCUUCCUUCCGAUGGAGAAGCAAUCCAAUGCGA
Molecule: messenger RNA, 2368 nt
Organism: Neohortaea acidophila
Lineage: Eukaryota; Fungi; Ascomycota; Dothideomycetes; Mycosphaerellales; Teratosphaeriaceae
Exons: 1
Coding region: 409-2151 (580 amino acids)
Source: RefSeq, a predicted model, not a curated record